AUGCAUAUAUUUGUUUGUUUGUGCAUCGGACUUAGCUUAAUGGAAGAAGUGAACUGUUCGUGUCCUUCACAGUGCACCUGCCAUGAUUACAACAGACAUGAUGACUCUGGAUCAAGGUCCGUGCUUUGCAAUGACCUGGAUAUGAAUGAGGUCCCCAUGAAUAUCCCUGUGGAUACUGUGAAGCUUCACAUAGAGAAGACUGUCAUUCACAGAAUCCCUGCUGAGGCCUUCUACUACCUGGUGGAGCUUCAGUACCUCUGGGUGUCUUGCAACUCUGUGACCAGCAUUGACCCUAGGAGCUUUUACAACUUAAAGCAUCUGCAUGAGCUUCGCUUGUCUGGGAAUUCUCUGUCUGCUUUCCCUUGGGCAUCUCUGCUGGAGUUGCCCUAUCUGAGGACCUUGGAUUUGCACAAUAACAGAAUAACCAGUGUGCCAGCUGAGGCAACCAGGUACCUGAAGAAUCUCACCUAUUUGGACUUAUCCAGCAACAGACUAACCACACUGCCACCAGAUUUCCUGGAGAGCUGGUCACAUUACUCAGGUGAAACAACUUCUAGAAGUCUAGACCUUGCACUAAGAAGAAUUAUUCUUGUAAUUCAGGAAUCUCCAGGAGAAGGGAUCAGAUGGUCCAUAAUAAGCUUGACAGACAUUUCUUACAAGGAUGCUGGGGAUUACAAAUGCAAGGCCAAAAAUUCGGCUGGGAUGUCUGAAGCUGUGGUUACUGUGAAAGUGAUUGGUGUAGUCCCAACCACAACAUCAUCAGAAACAUCUGAAAGAAGAACUGGAGAUCAUCCUGAGCAAGAGAUCAAGUCAGGAUCUGGGAGAUCUGUAUCCAUACGUAGUUCAUUGUCAUCUCUGUGGCCCUCUUCCUCCUUAUCUUCUUCCCUUGUUCCUUCCAUUUCUCUUUCUACUUCUACUUUGUCUCCUCCCUUUUCUUCUUUCUCCGUAUCUCCUUUAAUAUCCUCCAUUGGUUCUUGGGCCACAACUCCAAACACUAGCAUUUCAGCAAGUGCUACCAUGGCCAGCAGGCACUCACUCCCACACCACCCAGAAGGGAAAAGAAACUUGAAGGUGGAGAUUUCGGGUGGAAGCAAGUUUUCUCCAGAUAGUGCAAGCAAGCAAGAAAAGGCGGCAUUAUUGGAUACAGCAAUGCCUACGGAGACAAAUGCCACAAUAGGAAACCUCACAGUACUUGGGCAGACUGAAGACAGUGUGACUUUGAUGUGGGAUACCAUUAAUACCACACGUAGCUCUGCAGUGACUGUUCUAUAUUCCAAGUAUGGUGAGAAGGAUCUGCUCUUGCUGAAUGCAGACUCCGACAAGAACCAAGUCACCAUAGAAAGCUUGGAGCCUGGCAGGCAGUACAUAGCAUGUGUGUGCCUGAAAGGGGGACUUCCCCAGAAAGACCAGUGUAUCACCUUUUCUAUGGACAGAGUUGAAGACGACGAUGAUUUUCAAGAGACUUUCCUAAUUGUGUUGGGCAGUAUUGCCUGUAUAGUUGUCUUGUUGUUGAUUUGUUUUCUGUUGUACAAAGUUUUCACACUUCAGUGGAAGUCAGAUUUUUUGAGGGAAGAUGAUCUGACCAAAGAGACUUAUAUCCAAUUUGAGACCCUGUCCCCUUGGUCUCAAAGUGUAGGGGUACUCUGGACACAAAGCUACAAAGAAGACUCGGAAAAAUUGCUGCUUUGCUCUAGGGCAAGUGUAGAAUCUCAGACGAUUCUAGAUUAG
This is a messenger RNA of Chrysochloris asiatica (Cape golden mole), 1728 nucleotides long. It is a transcript of the gene LRIT3, whose product is annotated as leucine-rich repeat, immunoglobulin-like and transmembrane domains 3. The record is from RefSeq and is a predicted model, not a curated record. Bases 1 to 1728 code for a protein of 575 amino acids. Gene Ontology annotation, molecular function: protein binding. The transcript is spliced from 3 exons. Lineage: Eukaryota; Metazoa; Chordata; Mammalia; Afrosoricida; Chrysochloridae.